Messenger RNA from Sitodiplosis mosellana (orange wheat blossom midge), 814 nucleotides. Its product is annotated as succinate dehydrogenase cytochrome b560 subunit, mitochondrial-like. The record is from RefSeq and is a predicted model, not a curated record. The transcript is spliced from 3 exons. Lineage: Eukaryota; Metazoa; Arthropoda; Insecta; Diptera; Cecidomyiidae. Bases 192 to 746 code for a protein of 184 amino acids. Gene Ontology annotation, biological process: mitochondrial electron transport, succinate to ubiquinone; tricarboxylic acid cycle. Gene Ontology annotation, molecular function: succinate dehydrogenase activity; electron transfer activity. Gene Ontology annotation, cellular component: membrane.
GUGAACGACCCGUUAGUCGGUUGGCGUGCGUGUCACGUGAGCUCGUAUUUUUGUGUCAUAUACACACACAGAACAAGUCACAACAUCGCUGCGAAAACAAUCUAGAAAAAAUAGUAGUUUCGGACGAAGAAAUUUUGCGCAAUUUUUCUCAAUCUUUAAAUAGCCGAUAAAUUUGUUCAAUUUGAUCCACCAUGGCAAACGUUCUCAAUUUCGGCAGAGUGUUAUCCAGCCGGGCGCCGUUGCUAUUCAAAGUGAAUGCUGGCCAAAAGCUGUAUCAAAAUGCCCUUUUCACAACCAGCGCCCAGAAAUACGUUCAACUCAAAAUCGUCAAACCGAAUGAUCUGGAAAAGUUAUCGUACGAAGAGAAAAACUCACUGUUGAAACGCGAACAAUCACCUCAUUUGACCAUCUACAAACCACAAUUGACCAGCAUGCUGUCGAUUAGCCAUCGUAUUAGCGGUUUAAUUCUAAGUGGAUUUGCGACAGCCCUAUGGUUUGGUGCGGUAUUGCCGCCAAAUGAUAUAUCCUACUGGGUGACAGCCGCUGAAGGUGUGCAACUUAGUGCCGCCACAUUAGCAUUCAUCAAAUUCUACGUAGCGCUCCCUGUCACUUUCCACACAUUGAACGGUGUGCGCCAUUUGCUGUGGGACAAUGGAAAAUUCUUACAACUAACUCAAGUCUACAAAACCGGUUGGACGGUCGUUGGUUUGGCCGUUAUUGCUGCCCUCGCUUUGGCUGCAGUUUAAGAAAUAUUUAUGCGAUUCGGUGUGCGUGGACUUAAUUGGAAUAAAAACAAAUUUUCCUUAAAAAAUAA